Macrosiphum euphorbiae (potato aphid) is the source of this 1041-nucleotide messenger RNA. The record is from the annotation of a GenBank genome assembly. NCBI's taxonomy places the organism in Eukaryota, Metazoa, Arthropoda, Insecta, Hemiptera, Aphididae.
AUGCGCCAAGUUCAUCCGGCUGAAAAUGAUUAUAAAAGCCUUGCGUCGUUGAAAUGUCCUUUAUGUGAGUCAACAUUUAAUGCUACAUCAAAGCUUCACGAGCACAUUGAAAUAGACCAUGAUGUACACUUGGAGGUUGUGUCUAAGGUCUUUGAAUCUAAUUUAAAAAAUGGAAAAGUGUCAUUGAAAAAGAAAAUCUUGCUUUUUUUACCAUUCAUCGAGAAUGGAAAUAGAUCAUACUAUGGAUGUCAUAGAUCAGGAUCAUCCCGGUUAACAGGCACGGGCAAAAGACUGAAAUGGUCACAUUCCAGUAAAAUUGGUUCAAGAUGUCCUGCUCGAAUAGUUGCAACUAAUAUUGAAGGCCGCAUUACAGUAGAUUAUUGCAAGACACAUGUGGGCCAUUCCAAGUCAAUUAAAUUUUUACAUUUGACUAAAGAGGAACGAGAUGAACUGGCUGGCAAAAUAAAAAUUGGAGUGACUUUUGAUCGAAUCCUAGAUGACAUCCGUGAAUCAGUAGUGUCGAAUGAGAAUAUUCACCGCCUGCAUAUUGUCGAUAAAAGAGAUUUAUAUAAUAUUGUUAGAGACUAUGAAUUGGAUAGGGAUGUAGUACAUAAGAAUGAUGCAUUCAGCACUGAGAUAAGCCUACAUUCCGAAUGGAGCAAAUUGCCCACAGUCAUCAUUAGGUUACUUAAUGCUGCAUUAGGAAUUGCUAGUUCUGCUACAGAUGAAGGGAAACUUAAAGACUGUAAAAAAAUAGAAGAAGUUAUUCAGAUUUUACAACCAAAUAAAAAUGUGUCUGAAAACUCAAACUCAUCUGGGCCCCAUUUCUCAGAAUUACCUGACAUGCCAAGUCACAGAAAUAUAGAUCAACAACGUUUUAAUUCAACAAGAAAAAAACUAAAAUUAACCAGUGGUAGACUGUCAAAAUCAACUGAAAAAGAAAAGGUGUCUAUAAUAGAAGCUAUUAAUAAUACAAAUAGAACUAGCCAAGUUGUAAAUACUGAAUAUGAUCAUAAAUAUUAUAAUCAUAAUACAGUGUGA